Molecule: messenger RNA, 321 nt
Organism: Prunus armeniaca (apricot)
Lineage: Eukaryota; Viridiplantae; Streptophyta; Magnoliopsida; Rosales; Rosaceae
Source: the annotation of a GenBank genome assembly
AUGGCCUUCUUCAAGUGUUUCAAGAAAGGUACCGUUACUAUUCUUGAGGAUGAAAGUGAUGACAGGGAUGAAGGUUCCACAUUGCUUAUAGGUGCGCCACUCUUAGCUUCAGAGGUAUCAGAGGUGGACAACUCUCUUCAUAUUCCGUCUUGGUCCCAAGAGGUGUUUUGUCAACUGAGCAGCUUCAAAAAAUCCAAGUCUACAGGUAGGGACCUUCACUUCACUAUUUUACAAUUAAAAUCCUCGCAUCAUACAGAGACCGAUUCAUUAGGGGCAUUCGAACUUCUUAGCGAUCGAAUCCAUAAUGUAGCAGUGAAUUGA